This is a messenger RNA of Penaeus vannamei (Pacific white shrimp), 1413 nucleotides long. Lineage: Eukaryota; Metazoa; Arthropoda; Malacostraca; Decapoda; Penaeidae. The record is from RefSeq and is a predicted model, not a curated record.
AAAAGGUGUCGGUGAUGACCCUAAGGCAGGCGGAGAGGUUAGCCAAGCGAAGGGACUUGAAGCUGGUCCAAGUGGAAGACCCAACCUUAAAGGGCAAAGUGGGGAAGCAAGUGUACAAACUGAUGACAGGGAAGCAGUACUUUGAGGAGGAAGUCCGAGCGAAGAAAGAUGUGAAGACCACAACUGGAAUGAAGGGGGAGAAGAUAUUAACCAUUUCUGGAAAGAUUGCUGAGCAUGACCUGAUGUCAAAACUCCAUAAUGUUGAAAAAUGGUUAAAGAAAGGUCAUCAGACAAAGGUCACACUAUCUUCACGAGGAUGCUCUCCAGAUGAUAUGGAGACUAUUUACAAUACCAUUGAAGCAAAUGUAGUGGGUUUUGGAGGCCGCAUUCUGCAGCGACGUGUUAAGGCUGGAGACAUUAAAUUUUUUAUUGCACCUGCCAAAGAAGCUAAGACAGAAAACAUUGGUAAUUUAAAAGCAAGAAACGAACAACCUCCAAAGACAGCAGAGAGAAAUCAAGAUCUGAACCCUGACUAUGAAGUAUCUGAUCUUGGAAGAAAAAUGGAAAGUUGAGGAAAAUUUCAUCAAAAUGCACAUGAAUUUUGAGGAUAAUUUCUCCAUGGGUUGGUGAUAUUCAACUGGUAACUUACAAAUGCUGAAAAGUAUUCUCCAGCAUUUUAAGUGUUAAGUUAAAAAAGACAUCUGAGGAUAAAACUAAAUAUUGUGAAACAAUGUUUAUGUAAAUAGGAAAUAUUUUUAGAAGUAUGUUGAUAUAAAUAAAAUUUUGUUAAUAUUCUGUUGUAUUGACUUUUAUUAACAAAAAUUUAUAUUGUAACUAUUUCAUGGAGAGUUUUAAGAAUUUUUUUUAUGGAAUAGAAACCCUAAUAUAUUUCUUCCUUUUAGAACAGAAAGUAAUACCUUAUUGCAUUAUAUGCUUCUUAUAUUGCAAGGGAAUUAAAUUCAGCUUGUUAUCUUUAAAGGUCUUAGAUAUUGGAAUAAUCCUUUGAUAUUUUUUAAUAUGCUUUUGUUACUGAAGGUAAUCUACAGUGGUUAUCAGAAUAACCUUAGCAUUAUAUCAUAGUCACAAAAAAGAUGUAUGUAUUUAUGCAACAAAUAUUGUAAGUAGCCCAGGUGAAGAACUUGAUGUUAAUGUUCAGCUUAUCUUUUGUUAUCUAUUUUCUCACUACAGUGAUCACUUUUUUAUUUGUUAGCUUUCGUCUUUGAAAGGAUGGUUGACAGAUAUUGGCUAGAUUGGUCUGUACUACUGUAUUGUUACAUUAUUGCACUGUACUGUAAUAUUACAUUAUACUAUAAUACUGUUCUGUAAUGUAUUAUGCUAUAGCACUGUUCUGUAAUAAUGUAUUAUAUUGUAGUACUGCACUGUAGUAUUUUAGUAGUAAAAUGUACUAUUGCA